GUCAGCAUACAGGCUUCUUCACCCUAAUUAUUGUUCAAUAAGACAAGUAACACUACUUCUUUAAUAAAAGGGAUAAAUACCUAUUCUUUAAUCAUAGAUUGCAUAAGCAUGAUGAACAAUAAAAGCAACAGAAAGGGUUUUCAACCAAUCUCCGCACUUUUUUCUCUCUUUUUUUUCUUCCUUGUAUUUUUAUCAUGGGCAACUCCAUCUCCAAAAAGAAGGAAAAACUUCAUAAACACAAACAAAAGAAACAUACUUCAUUACCUCCUCCACCUCGUUUAGAUGUUACGCAUGCAGACAAUGAAAACAGUACCAACACAACUCAAUCUGUGAAUUCCAUCCUCAUGACUUCGUCACAACAUCGAAAGAGUACACAAAACACGCAUUCAACACUUUCUCAACUGAAUCCUGACUACCCUGUUCGGAAUGAAGACGAUCAACAGGACACUAUUCAAAAUGAUGCUUAUAUGGGCAAAGUAGAACACCCUCAACAGCAUAAACUAUUAGCCCAGUCUGAUUUCUGGCCACCCAAGAAAGCAGCCAAUAUGGACCUUGAUGUCGAUUCAAAUCAAUUGACAGUAUCUUCCAUGAACCAACUAACUAUGAAUUCAAUUUCGAGUUUCAAUCUACAGAAUGCGAAUAUUGAUGAUUAUAUUCGUCGGCUUUUAGAUGCUGGCUAUGCUACCAAAGUACCAAAGCAAUUGUGUUUAAAGCAGUCCGAAGUCACAGCGAUCUGUCGUGUGGCUAUGGAUAUAUUUCUAAGUCAGCCUUCCUUAUUAGAAUUAUCUGCACCUGUCAAGAUCGUAGGCGAUACACAUGGACAAUAUACAGACUUGAUUCGGUUGUUUGAAAUGGGUGGAUUUCCUCCAAAUUCAAACUAUUUGUUCUUGGGUGAUUAUGUAGACCGAGGAAAGCAAAGUUUAGAGACAUUUCUGUUGUUAUUGUGUUACAAGAUUAAAUAUCCAGAGAAUUUCUUUAUCUUGAGAGGCAAUCAUGAAUCUGCUAAUGUAACUAAAGUCUAUGGAUUUUAUGAUGAAUGUAAACGUCGUCUGAGUCCAAAGAGUUGGCGUACCUUUGUCGAUGUGUUUAAUACGUUGCCUAUUGCUGCAUUAGUGGCAAGCAAGAUAUUCUGUGUCCAUGGUGGUCUUUCGCCUUCUUUACACAGCAUGGAUGAUAUAAGAAAUAUUCAGAGACCCACUGAUGUACCUGACUAUGGCUUACUGAACGAUCUGUUAUGGGCCGAUCCAGCCGAUAUUGCGGUGGAUUGGGAGGACAAUGAACGUGGCGUAUCUUACUGCUUUGGUAAAAAAGUCAUUAAUGAAUUUUUGGCGAAAUUCGAUUUAGAUUUGGUUUGUCGAGCACAUAUGGUUGUUGAAGAUGGCUAUCAGUUCUUUAAUGACCAUACAUUGGUGACCGUAUUUUCUGCACCUAAUUACUGUGGUGAAUUUGAUAACUUUGGUGCCAUUAUGAGUGUGAAUGAAGAAUUGUUAUGUAGUUUUGAAUUGCUUACACCUUCGGACCACCCCUUAGCAAAGCGAACUUAAAAUUCAUUCUAUUUCAUUCUAAAUAAACAAAUAAAUAGAAAAUUUAUUCUAUUUUGUUCGAUGUUCUUUGAGCUUCUGUGUAUAGUUUGUUUGUGGGGGCGGAGUAGGAAGAAAGCCGUGCACACACUUGCUUGUGCUCUUGGAAGUCAAUAGAACAAAAAAGCUUAAUCUACAUUUCAUAUUAAAUCACUUGUUUUCUUCUCUUUUUUUUUUCAUUCUUUUUUUUUUUCUUUUACUCUUUUUUUCUCUUUGCUCUCUGUUCAUUCUUUUCUCUUUUUAUGUUACUUUUUCUUUAAAAAAAAAUUAAAGUAAAAGUAAAGAAAAAGAAAAAGAAGAAAAAGAAAGAAAGAUAGCGUCAAUGCUCUACACGCAUGUUAUUAUUUAAGGGGGGUUUAAUUAUGUUUUGACUAAAAAAGUCAAAACAGAACAUCGUUCAUUUUAUUAUUAUUAUUAUUAUU
Messenger RNA from Gilbertella persicaria, 2002 nucleotides. Its product is annotated as Metallo-dependent phosphatase-like protein. Bases 195 to 1544 code for a protein of 449 amino acids. Gene Ontology annotation, cellular component: cytoplasm; nucleus. Gene Ontology annotation, molecular function: protein serine/threonine phosphatase activity. The transcript has 3 exons. The record is from RefSeq and is a predicted model, not a curated record. NCBI's taxonomy places the organism in Eukaryota, Fungi, Mucoromycota, Mucoromycetes, Mucorales, Choanephoraceae.